GAUUGUAAGGACACAAUGGAAUGUAAUUGCCUUGCUUGCUUUCAGAAUCGAGAGAUGCUUCCAUUUUGGAUGAACAGCACUGGCAAGAGGGAAGGCUGGCAGCAUGGAUGGCACGGAUAUGACAACGAACUCAUGGACAUGAGGGGUGUCUUCCUGGCCUUUGGACCUGAUUUCAAAUCCAACUUCAGAGCUGCUCCGAUCAGAUCCGUGGAUGUCUACAAUGUCAUGUGCCACGUGACAGGCAUCGCCCCCCUGCCCAACAACGGGUCCUGGUCCAGGGUGGUGUGUAUGCUGAAGGACCAGGCCAGCUCGGCUCCGUCUGUCCUGCCAGGCAGCUGUGCAGUGGCCUUGAUCCUCCUGUUCCUGUUUGCAUAGCUGCUCCUGUUGUUGUCCCAGAACACUCAGCCCUGUGUGCCUCCAUGGUGGGCUGGUUUCCAUUUUCUGUUUGAAUAAUAGCUUCAUUAACACAAUCAAGACCAUACAAAUUGUAAAUAUAUUAUCCUUGGAUGAUUCUA
Molecule: messenger RNA, 515 nt
Organism: Equus caballus (horse)
Lineage: Eukaryota; Metazoa; Chordata; Mammalia; Perissodactyla; Equidae
Source: RefSeq, a predicted model, not a curated record